AUGGCCCUCGACAAUCUCAUCUUCGCCCAGUGCAUCCUCUAUUUCCUAGCCUUCGUGUUCGGCUUCAUCGCCGUGGUGCCUCUGUCGGAGAACACGGAGGACUUCGGCGGGAGGUGCCUGCUGUUCACGCGGGGGAUGUGGCAGAACGAGAACAUCACGGUGUCCAAGCAGCGCUUCAUCGUGGAGGAGUGGGGACCCGAGUCCUCCUGCAGCUUCAUCACCUUCGUCGGGAUCGCGUCCCUCAUCCUGUCCGCGGUGCAGGCGUGGAGGCUGCUCUUCUUCCUGUGCAAAGGACACGACGACUCCCUCUUCAACGCCUUCCUCAACCUGCUGAUCAGCUCCCUGGUGGUGUUCACAGUCUUCCUGUCCAGCACCAUCGUCAGCGUGGGCUUCAACCUGUGGUGCGACUCCAUCACUGAGGGGGGGACCAUGCCCAGCAGCUGCGAGGACCUGCAGGACACGGAUCUAGAACUUGGCCUGAACAACUCUGCUUUUUAUGACCAGUUUGCUAUAGCUCAGUUUGGCCUGUGGGCUGCCUGGCUCACCUGGCUGGCCAUCGCAGUGAUGGCGUUCCUCAAGGUUUAUCACAACUACAGACAAGAGGACCUGCUGGACAGCCUGAUCCACGAGAAGGACUUGCUGCUCGGCCGCUCCGCGCGCCACAGCUCCGUCCUCAAGACCGGCAUGAUCUAG
This is a messenger RNA of Pleuronectes platessa (European plaice), 693 nucleotides long. Its product is annotated as transmembrane protein 179-like. The coding region runs from base 1 to 693 and encodes 230 amino acids. Lineage: Eukaryota; Metazoa; Chordata; Actinopteri; Pleuronectiformes; Pleuronectidae. The record is from RefSeq and is a predicted model, not a curated record. The transcript is spliced from 4 exons.